Messenger RNA from Dufourea novaeangliae, 2777 nucleotides. Its product is annotated as nuclear pore complex protein Nup93-like. Gene Ontology annotation, biological process: poly(A)+ mRNA export from nucleus; protein import into nucleus. NCBI's taxonomy places the organism in Eukaryota, Metazoa, Arthropoda, Insecta, Hymenoptera, Halictidae. The record is from RefSeq and is a predicted model, not a curated record. Gene Ontology annotation, cellular component: nuclear pore. Bases 7 to 2484 code for a protein of 825 amino acids. The transcript has 7 exons. Gene Ontology annotation, molecular function: structural constituent of nuclear pore.
UUAAAUAUGAACGAUUUUGGGCACAUCGAUAUGUUGAACACUGAUUCCUCGCAUAUGUCAGGUGAUACUGGCUUUAGUGAAUUAUUGCGAUCAGCAGAACAAUUGUCUGCUGCCGUUGAAGGAACCGAAGAACUCCCUCAGGUUGAGAGAAAUCUUCGUCAAAUAUUAGAUGCCUCCAACGAACUCUGGUCUCGUGUCACGCAGACCGGCACACAGGACAAUGAAGUUCAGGCGCACCUUUUGCUUGGAUCUCGAGGUGUUGAUUUACCUCAAAUAUCACAGAAGUUAAAUUCACUUAGUGCAAGACGUACAUUUGAACCUUUAGAUCCUAUUGCAGACACAGAUAUAGUGAGUUACCUUAGAAAUGAAAAGGAAAAUGCUAUUUUGUCAAUCAUUGAACAAGUUCACAAAGAUACAUUCGAACUUACCAGAGUUCAGCAAAUGGAACAUAUGUUGGGAGAAUGGAAACAAAUGCGAUUUGAGAUAAUAAAUGCUAUGACAGCUCCAUCAGGGGAGUUAGUAGAUUUACGUGGUACUCCCCAACGUACUAAGCUAGCUGGAUCAAUGGUCAGUGGUUUAUCCAAUGUGGAGGUAGCUUAUGUUAAGGAAUUACAAAAUUACAAUGACCAUGUACUCAGAGGAAUAACUAGACCAAGCUUAUUUAAUGCAUUUUGUAAAGCUGCUGAGUCAUUCAAUGAUAAAAAAAUUGUAGAUCUGUGGCAAAUGGUUAAGUACAUGGUGGACAUACCACCAAUUCCAAGGGAAGAUCAAAUUAAAUCUAGGAGUACUCCUAUUGUUGAGAAGAGAAUUGUAUUGCAAGCUAGAAAAUAUUUGGAAAAUAGAUACAGAGAUUUUAUGACCUCUGUCAUUAGUGAAAACUUGGCACAGGCAAAGAGGGGUGGCAUCCCAGGCACUGUGCCAUUAGUUAAAAGUUUCGUAAGCGUGAAAGUACAAAAUCUAAGAGAUUUAGAAGAUGUUGUGGUAGCAGACAAGCCAUUAUGGCCUUUAGUUUAUUAUUGUAUGAGAGUCGGCGAUUACAAAGCUGCAUUGCAGUGCCUUAACCAGUGCAAUGCAGAAUUUCCAGAGUUUAAAACUGCUUUAGAAGAAGCUUGCAAUGAUCCAGAGAAACAUCCCAGCAGUUAUGCAGAAUCAAAUCUGAAACUGCAUUACAGAAAACAUGUUAGAUCCGUUACAGAUCCAUAUAAAAGAGUUGCAUACUGUGCAUUGGUUCCAUGUGAAACUGAGGAUUUGCAUGCUGAUGUGAUUUGCACAGCGGAUGAUUAUUUAUGGCUAAAAUUGUGUCAAGUUAGAGAUCAACCAGAUUCCGAAAAUAAAUUGACAUUAGAUUAUUUACAGACCACAAUAUCAGAAAUAUAUGGGGAAUCCUAUUAUCAUGCACAUGAGCAGCCAUUCGUCUAUUUUUCAAUGCUAUUUUUGACUGGUCAGUUCGAAGCUGCAAUUGAAUUUCUAGCAAGAGGCGCAGGAGCAAGGCUCUUACCGCAUGCAGUGCAUUUAGCGGCAGCCAUGCACGAACAUAAUUUAUUAGGUGUAAGUCAGAGUGUUUUAGCGCCUCUUCUAAGCGUUGAUCCUGCGGACAAACCACCAGCGAAAAGAUUAAACUUCGCUAGAUUGAUAUUAUUAUACGUUAAGAGGUUUGAUUCCACCGAUCCAAAAGAAUGCUUGCACUAUUUAUUCCUAUUAAGGAACAUGAAAGAUCCACAUGAUCGCAAUAUGUUCGCUGCAUCAACCGCAGAAAUGGUAGUUGACGCUUCACUCGCGAACAGAACUCAAUUAGUCGGAAAAAUUGACAAGGAUCGUUGGAUUCCUGGAGUCUUAGAUCAAUUCCAAAUUAACACGCAAGACGUGAUAAAUAUAAGCGCAGAUACAUUAUAUAGGAAAGGUCUCUUAGAAGAUGCUGUAACAAUGUACGAUCUAGCUGGUAAUCACGAGAAGGUUCUUAGUUUACUGUGCACACUCUUGGCUCAAGUAGUUAGUCAAAAUUCUUCGGCAUUAAGAUCUCGAUUGCAACUUACGUCUACCGACAUAAGUACAAGGUAUCAAGGAAUCGAGAUACAAGCGCCAUCUGAAUUAGUUUCUGCUUUUCAUACUUUGAGACAUCUAAUGGUAUUCUUCGAUCAGUUUCACAAUGAACAAUAUCAAAGCGCCCUUAGGACUAUCGGAAAGUCCAAAUUGUUACCGUUACAUGUAAGAAAAGUCGAUGAGAGAGUGAAUGCUCUGCGACGCGUGUCGCCAGAAGUGGCUGGCACAUUGGCGGAUGUUCUGUUGGCAACCAUGACGAUACUCUAUCGUCAAUACCAGAAGUUACGAUCUAUGGAGCCAGGCGAUGAGGAAGCAAGAAAACAACAGCUUCUGGAUCUUCGGGAACAAGCACGCGCGUUAACAAGUUUUGCUGGAACCCUUCCAUACCGUAUGCCAAACGAAACUAACAGCAAACUUGUACAAAUGGAAAUACUUAUGUGUUGAACACUAAAUUCCUUGUGUCUCUCAUUGUUUUAUUUGAACAGAAUACUAUAAUAUAAUAUAUUAUAAUAACGCAUUGGGCAUAUUUUGUGCAGGUACUGAAUUCGCAAGGCACAAAAACUAAUCAGUGUUUUAUUUUAUCCAUGCUCAGAGUAUUAUUAGAUACUGUAUAUAUUUUUUGUACCUCCAUAACUGAAACACGAAGAGAAUUGUAAACAUAAUGAGCAUAUUGUUUUCUAAAAAUUGCAGUUGAGCAUUACAGAAUGGACAUAAUAAAUAUUUCGUAAUUUGUUCUU